CGCACGCUCUGUGACACAUCCCUCCAGUUCCCAACUGCGCUGUCUUCACAUGCGUCCCCUCCGACUCUCUCUGCGUAACGCCGGCUGCGCCAAGAUGAGCGUGGUCUCCUCGGUACCAUCCGAACGGUACCAGCCCGCCGCCUGACCGAGCCGGAGCCGCACCGAGGCGCAGAGGGAGAGGGAGGAACACCGCCUCUCCUCUGUUAAAGAAAGAAAGAAAAAAAAAAAAAAAAACAAAAGAAAGGAACAAGCCUAAAGGACACCGCGAGGCGCAACGCGUUUGUUGUUUCGGCAUCCUUCCUCACCCCUCCUCCUCCUCCUCCUCUUCCUCCGCUCCUCUCCUCCCCGCAGCCUCCGUUCUUACCGGUCAGUCGGUGUGAAGGUGAAGGAGAAACCCGGGGAUCCCGGCGCCGCGUUUUAGUGGAAUAACGUCACUUUUUUUUUUUUCCUGUCUUUUUUUUUUUUUUUAAAGGGGGGGGGGAGAGAAGGAUAUUUUUGUCCCCCCCUUUUUCUUUUUUCCCCCGCUGGGUGUUGGGCGCGCGCAGCUGCUGUGCGCCCGAUCAGAUUCCCCCCCGAUGGUGGAUUUGGCAAACAUGGAGACAGUGGAGAAGGAAUGCGGGGCCCUCGGGGGUCUAUUCCAGGCGAUAGUGAACGACAUGAAGUGCUCCUAUCCUGUGUGGGAGGACUUCAGCGCCAAGGCCACCAAGCUGCAUUCCCAGCUCCGAACCACUGUUCUGGCUGCUGUGGCCUUCCUGGAUGCCUUUCAGAAAGUGGCAGACAUGGCUACCAACACUAGAGGGGCGACCAGAGACAUCGGUUCAGCUCUUACCAGGAUGUGCAUGAGACAUCGCAGCAUCGAAGCCAAACUUCGCCAGUUCACAAAUGCUCUGAUGGAGAGUCUGAUCACUCCUCUCCAGGAUAAGAUUGAAGACUGGAAGAAGACCGCCCACCAGCUGGAUAAGGACCAUGCCAAAGAGUACAAGAGGUCACGCCACGAGAUCAAGAAGAAGUCAUCUGACACCAUCAAGCUGCAGAAGAAAGCUCGUAAAGGGCGAGGCGACCUGCAGCCGCAGCUGGACAGCGCCAUGCAGGAUGUGACCGACAUGUGUCUGCUGAUGGAGGAGAUGGAGAAACAGGCGGUGCGCCGUGCCCUGGUGGAGGAGAGGGGGCGCUUCUGCACCUUCAUCGGCUUCCUUCAGCCUGUGGUGAACGGAGAGAUCGCCAUGCUGGGAGAGAUCACCCACCUCCAGGCCAUCAUCGACGACCUCACCGUGCUGACCACCGACCCCCACAAACUGCCCCCUGCCAGUGAACAGGUGAUCAAGGAUCUGAAGGGCUCCGAUUACAGCUGGUCCUACCAGACCCCCCCGUCGUCCCCGAGCAGCUCUGGCUCACGCAAGAGCAGCAUGUGCAGCAGCGUCAACAGCGCCCACAGCAGCGCCUCCCGUUCGUCGGGAGGAGGUGCAGGUGUGGGUAGUGGUGGAGGAGGGUCCCAGCCACACUCACCUUCCUCCUCCUCCUCCUCCUAUCGCUACCGCAGCAGCAUGCCUCAACAGCCUCCACCACCAGGGGGCAUUGCAGCCCACCGCCUCAGCAGUGUUUCCUCCCACGAUUCGGGCUUUGUGUCCCAAGAUGCAAACAUCUAUUCCAAGCCUCCCUCACCAAUGCCCUCGGACAUCACCAGUCAGAAAUCCUCCAGCUCUGCAUCAUCAGAGGCUUCAGAAACAUGCCAGUCAGUCAGUGAAUGCAGCUCCCCCACUACUUUUGGCUCGUCCUUCGUUACCUUCCGCCCCGCUCUCUCUCACUCUGGCUCCACCAGGCCUCUCUCUGUCAUUCUUCCUGUUCCUGCGUCCCCACCCUAUAUCCGCCCCUCUGGAUCCAGCUCCUCCUCUCCCACAUCAAAGGUUCCCAUGUGGAAGGACUGGUCCAAAGCAGGUCAGUACGAGCAGCCCGCGGCCGCCGCUCCGGUCCAGAGAAGAAAGGAGCCGGUGGAUAGGCUGAGAGAGAGUGAGGGCUCGCCGGGUUCCCAUGGAUAUGCCACAGCGUCACACCCAGAAGAGGGCCAGAGGCUCCGGAUGACACCUGCUAGCAUCGCUGCCAAGCACGGCGAGGAGGUUUCCCCGGCAGCCAGUGACCUGGCCAUGGUGCUGACCCGGGGCCUGAGCGUGGAGCAGCAGAAGAGCAGCCGGGACUCCCUGCAGUACUCCAGCGGUUACAGCACAGAGACCACCACCCCGUCCUGCUCCGAGGACACCAUCCCUUCACAAGGUUCAGAUUACGACUGCUACUCUGUAAACGGAGAUACCGAAGGCCCAGAUGGACAGGCAGAGUUUGACAAGUCUUCUACAAUUCCUCGCCAUUCCAACAUUGCCCAGAACUACAGGCGCAUGAUCCAGACCAAAAGGCCAGCCAGUACAGCUGGUCUGCCCAGUGGUGUUCUUGGUCCAGGAGUUCAAGGGAUACCUGGACAGCCAGGUGGCGCUGGAGGAGGAGGAGGACCAGGGACUCCGGGCACCGCUACUAUCCGUCGAACCCCAUCAACCAAACCGGGGGUGCGGCGUACACUGUCCAGUGCGGGGCCCAUCCCUAUCCGACCACCCAUUGUGCCUGUCAAAACACCCAUUGUUCCCGCGGACUCACAUUCACCUGGUGCAGGUGGAUACGCGGGGGGAGGGCAAGGAGGCAGCGUCCCCGUCAGAGUGGGAAGUGAAGAGUGUGUGUUCUUCACCGGCUCUGAGGACGGCCAAGGAGGGCUCGAUUAUGUGAAGGCAUCACCGAAGCGCCUCAGCCUGCCCAACACUGCCUGGGGCUCCGGGGCAGCGCUGGAGGUCUAUGCCCAGCAGCACUGCAUGGUGUCAGGCUCAGCAGCCGGAUCAGAGGAGGAGCAGAUGAUCGCGGCCAACCGGCACAGCUUGGUGGAGAAGAUCGGCGAGUUGGUAGCGAGCGCGCACGCCCUCGGUGAGGGUCAGUUCCCUUUCCCCGCUCUCCCAGAUGACCCGACCCCAACGCCAGGUGGCCCGAGCGAAACUCAGAUGGAAGGGGCCGAGGGGUCUGGAGACAUGCUGACCACGAUCAGGAGAGGAGUUCGCCUUCGUAAAACGGUCUCCAACGACCGCUCAGCCCCCCGUAUAUUGUGAUCAGCAGAGAAAUGCGAAGGGUUGUCAGUCAAUAGGUCAAUUGUUGGUGUGGUAGUACCCAGCCACCUAGUGAGUACACGAAAACAUAACCAUGUUGGAAAAGCUAUAACAUAACAGAGGAAGAAUAAAAAUGGAAAAAAAAAUGUCCAUAAAGAAAAUGUUUAAAGACACCUUUAGAGUAAAUGAUAUACAGUCUAAUAUAACAAUAACAUAAGUAAUCAUAACCGAUGCUGACGAGUACAAGUGAAAUACUUCAUGUUGACCUAGCAGGCCGCUAUAACUAUUGUGUGUUGGACGCAUGUUUGUCUUCUAUACACCGUCAGACAGGGACGGAACGACUCACAGGAAAAGUGAUUUUGAAAAUAAAUGGAGGCAAAGAGAGAAGAGCGCUGGGUUCUGUUCUGUUUGAACCCGUUUCCCUGUCCUGUUGUCCGACUAGCCCAGCUGGCCGAUCCAACUUGAAAGACUGACGGAAGGGGGCUGAUGAGGACCAGAGAGAGACAGAGAGGUGGGGGACUCGGAUCGUAUCGCAACUGGCUUCAGCUGAAGCCAGGUCGUCUGGACAACGGUGCGCUGUGCUGAAAAGGCCAUCGAACUGCUUGGCACGAGUACGGGGAGCUAACAAACCAGAGGCCCACUCUGGUUCACGCUGAUGUAAAAAAAAAAAAAAAAGGAAAAAAAGGUGUUGGCAUUGAGCCGUACUUGUUGCUCCUUCCCCUCUCUCGCUCUCUUUCUGCAUACAUCCGUAUGCAUCUCAGAAAAUGUAAAAUGGAGUGUGUGGGUAUAUGUGGUUGAUUGUGUGUGUGUGUGAGAGAGGGGAUGGGUAGAGCUCUGCUGCGGGACAGCCGGUUACCCAACGAGGGCAGGGCUUUUAUCUUUAUUUUUUUCUUUUUCUCCUGUGUCGUGUGCGUAUUUUCUCGUUUAUAUCGUGACGUCGUUUACCUUGUUACCACUGUACGGGAAGUUCUGAGACCUAUUCCAGGCCUAUAGAUAUAUUCAUAUAUAUUUUCUAGAUGCAGAGAGAAAAAAAAAAUAACAAAAACAAACAAACAAAGAAAAAAAAAGUGAAAUCAGAAAUGGAGCAAUAAAUGUGUUUUAUUUUCUCGUUUCGAGGAAACGGUUGGAUUCGGAGGAUUGCAGAUUCUCCUUUGUCCCAUUCAGGCAAUCAUCAGGAAUGCUAAAUUACACAUCGACUGUGAAUUCAUGGGUUUUUCAUGCACCUCUCUCUCUUUAUCUCGCUCUGUCCCAGUUUCUUUCUAUUAAAUGAAGUGGAUGACAAAAAAAAAUUGAAAAAAGAAAAACUGUAAGCACUUUGAUGAGAGUAGAGUCUGUACAAUAGCCAGUAGAUGUUGCUGUAGUCAUGCUGUAUGUGUGGAAGGGUGCUGGAGGGGGAAAAGGAGUGAAAACAAUGACUGUGUCCUAAGGAGAUGAUUUAAUACAUUAAAGUAGAAGAAGGCAGGGAGAGGUAAAGAGGAUGUGAAGAAGACUGCUGGCACUGGAGCGAUUGCUUAAAUGAGAAAAUGUAUGAAUAUUUUCUGAAGAUGGAUCAGGUUUUAAGGCGGGAGGCGGGAUGGGACUGACAUUGAAGAGUUUUUGCCUGAACAGGUAUUUUAAGGUUUGAAGACUUACUGGGGGGAAAAAUACAAUGUUUUGCUGAGUGAGAGGAUUUUUUUUUUUAAAUAUGUUUUAGGCCUAAAACAUCCAGAUGAGAUUUAUUUUUAUUUUUAUUAAGUUGAGUUUUUUUUUCAGUUUUUUUUUUUUUUGUCUUUUACCUUAAAACUAGAUGUAAAUCUGCCGACUUUUAAAAUGGAAAAGUACUUCUGAAACUGUAAAGCACAUCGAGUGGAACAAUUAAAGCACCAUCUCAGGAAAUGCACGUCACUUUAUGUUUUUCAUUUGAGUGCAAGUAAAAAGAAUUAGCCAAACUUGAUUGGAAUUUGGUGGGAAUAAAACCUGAAAAAAGUUAAACGAGUACAACAGUCAUUCAAAAUUCAAUUGAUCUCAUGAUGUUGACACCAUAGAGAAGCUGUAGGACCUGAUCUCCAGAAUGCUGAAAGUUUUCCAUGAGCUCACAAACGCAACACAAAAAUAUCAGCUCGUGGAUGAAACACUCAAGCUUUGAACCAGCCCUAUCUUAAAACAGAACCUGGGUCACUUAUGUUCCUCAAUGCUAAACACUGCAGUGUAAUUACACAGUCACUCUUAAAAACGAAGUAAGGAUGAACCUCUAAUUAUUCACACCUUUGGCAGAUUCAGAUUUCACAUUAGUCCCAGUCAACCAAAGAGUUUGUUUCUGAUAGAAAGUUAGACAGAAAUGUCUCAAAAGCUAACAGUUUCGAAUACUGAAAUAUAUUUUCAUUUUAUAAAUAGAAAAAGUGGUAUGAUUACCAUGUAGACCGAUACUCGAUGUGGACACUGUUCUAGACACCAAGGCAUCAAAUGUUGAAGGUAUUAGAGCUUUCUUCUAAACAUGUUAGCUUUGCUGUCAUGUGUUAGCUGGUACUUUGGGACAGAAAAAAAAAAAAUUAGAUACAAAAGAAAUUAAUAUUACUUCUAACUGGAAUUAAUAUUAACAUCUUAUUGUGGCCCUGCCAGAGUCUCAACUUGAAUCUGAUAGAUAUUCUGUGGAGGGAGCAAAAGAUUAGGGUGAUGGUAAAGAGGCCUUCCAAUAUCAAACACUUUCCAAAGAUACAUUUUAAUCUACAAUUGGAAGCGUGAAAAAAUCUGGUCAGCAGUCAUAAAAAUUGCUGGACUGCUGGAAUUUUAAUAAUUUCUUUUCCACUGGCAAUUAAUAAGGGUAUGAAUAAUUUUUACUGUGCCAUUUUUCAAUAAAAUGAGUAAAAAUAGAUUUGUUAUUCAAAAAUGAUACCUCUUUCACAUUGUUUUAUCUUUCCAGACACCUCUUAACAUUUGUAGGCAUAUUUAAGCUAAUGUGCUAAUAACAGCAUUUUUUUUGUUCUUUUUUUGUUUAGCACUUUAGCGAAGUUUGAAAACAUUUUGGCAUCAACCCCCAAGUCGUUUUUUAAAAUUAAAUUGGUGCUCCAGGGUUGUAGUCUGCUAAGUUAGCAUGUUAGCACUAGCCUCUGCUACUGUGCUGGUGUAGAUGCUGUACUGGUAGCGAAACUGCAGUUUAUGAUUAGCGCGUAGGGUUGGUGCGUUUUAGCUAGCCAUGCUCCCAACUGUCUGUUACAUUUGCUAUCAGAAAAAAACUUUUGAUUAAAUAAAUAAAAAAAAGAUCUAAAUUAAACAGGGGUGUGGAUACUUUAAAGGUCAUCUCUAAUGAAUGAGACUUUUGUCAAAGCUGAAGUAUUGAAAAACUAUUUACUUUGCUAUUUUUUAUAAUUAAGAGUGCAAGAAAGUUGGCCAAAGUGUUUUCCAGAUGAGACAUGAGAAAGUGUUGGCAUCAUAUAAAUUCUCAGUGCUCAAUGGAAAAGAUCAAACGUAAAGAAAGAAAAAAAAGCAAACAAACUAACAAGGCACCGAGCACAUUUAGGCUUAGUUUUGUGCCAAUCCUUUGGUUAAGCUCAGGACAAAACAUUAUGAAAGGUUGAUCUUUUAGAUUUGAGAAUAGGUGGAGCCUGUUUGGGAGGACACGGAUGAGUCUGUUAACGUUGACAGGAAGAGGAAAAGAUGUGUGGAAUGAGCAUUUCACUGCCUGUUCAUACGAUACGUAUGUAACUGUAUGUGCUGUACUUCUAAAAUUGAAUCCGGAGCACAGAUCUGGUGUAAAGGGUUGUUAGAAAAUAUCUCAUUAGUUUACUUUAAAAAAUAACAAAUUAUUUUAUUUUUGCCUUCUACUGGUACUGUUGGAAUACUAGAUCUUGCUUUAAUUAUUGUAAAAAUAGGAGGUAAAAAGUCCAGUUGUAACACAAACUAACUGAGCUGUGUGACAUGUGGAUGUAAGGCGCUGAGACUGAGUGUGUGUUUGGAUGUGUCCUUGGCUGUCUGUCAAUCUCUAGGCUAAUAAACUUUUCAUCACCAUGUCUGCACAUGUCUCCAGCAGUGAUCUGAACAUAAGCAUUAAUAUGAGCACUCAUUUACUUUUUUUCUUACGCAUUCCUGAGGUUCCUUUGCAUUUUGGAAAUUAGUAGCAAAUAAUUCUUCCAGGAGUUUUUCCCCUAUUGCUUUUAUUUUAAUGCCUUUUUUACAGUGUGUGUGUUUUUAUCCCACUUUGCUGCUGUGAGACAACUAAAUGAGAGAAUGAAAGCCAGGACAGAUUGAUUCCAUUUACACAAUGUACAUCUCAUUUUAGGCAAAGAUGGGUUUUUUUCAUGUAUUUAGAUUAUCUGUCGCUACACAUCUAGAUGCUUUUGAUGGAUGUACUGCAGAGAUAAAGUCCACAUCAGUCCCAGAGCUUCAGAGUUAAACUUCAAUAAGUACCCAGUGGAAAUCAGAGGCCAGCAAUUUAACUUCUGUUUACCUGAAUUUCCAUUUACAAUGGUCUUUCACUGUGGGUUUGAUCUAUUAAAACACCACUUUUCUUCUCUCUGUAUAAUUAUCAUUAUCCUCUGAAAGUUCUUCCACAGUGGAAAGUUUUGAUUUGAACAUUUCUUUAAGCUCCUGCAGUGUCUGCUAAAUGUUUCCACCUAAAAACCGAGGGGAAGAAUCCAUAUAAAAAAAUUAAGUGUUACAUAUUUAUUUGCUUUUUACGAACUUACAAAUGACUCAUUCGCAAAACUGUUUUGAUUUUGUCAUUUUUCACAGGGAUCUGGUUUAAAAAGACGAGCACUCACUUUUCUCUUGAAAUAUUAAAUGAGGCGAGAUGAUCUCAUUUUAAAGCUGCUCUUUUUUUUUAACCUAACUGACAAAUUAGUGCUCUAAAUAAUCUGAAAAAUAAAAUGUAAAGUAGAACUGAGUGAACAUAGCCUGGAUUCAUUAGACUGUUUGUCCUGUUUAACUAAACAGCCCUUUAUUUUAUCCCUGACAAGAAGCAAACUGUUAGCAGCUCAUGGUCAGCCAGUGUUGGUGUUCUUGCAGCGCUAGCAACACAUUUGUAUGUUGUUCGUGAAGGAGUAAUAAACAACUUUAAUUCCAAUUAAAAGUACUAAUGUGUUUCAAAAGGAACUGAUGACACCUCAUAAUCGAUUUAACUCUCAGAAUAAUAGUUUCACUGAAGACACAGUGAACAUUCAGGCUAACUUCAUGCAGCUUCACCACAUUGUGGAGGCUCCAGCUCGGCCUGCUUCCAUUAUUAGAUCGGAAAUGUAACAUUAUUAUUUUCCUGAUCCAAUGAGUGGAAAAAAAAAUAGAGCAGGGGAUUUACCAACUACUGGCUGAAGAUUUCUUGACCUGCUAAAGCUGGUUUGGGGACUUAAUCUGUCACUUUGUCUCUAGUGUUUUAUUUUCUUUGAAUUAUCCAAAAUGCUGUCAGGAAUUAUUUAAAAGUAGAGCAGUGCUGAUGUAACCAAGUGGGCUGGUCAACCCAACCAGCUCUAGGUUUUCCCCCACUUUGUCAAACACAAUAUAGCUCAAUAACUUUAUUCUCUAGUGCUUCAAAUUAAAAGUGUCAUACAAAAUAGAAGGCUCAUUUUACAUAAUAAAAUAAACCUACUUAUCCAGAUGUGGUUAACUGGAUAAUGUUUACACAGCCAGACUGUAAUGACAGACAUGUUGGUGUAAUAUCGCAGGUUUUUAUUCCAUAAGAUCUCAAUACAGCCCUACCAGCAGGGAAUCCAAGGAAAUCACGUUUUACUUUGAUGGAUUAUUUUGUGUUGAACUGCCUGUGCCAACAUACUAAAUUGAUUUUUGCUCCAGUUUUGUCAUUUUCUGAGUCGCUAUGCAAAUAACAGCAAGCCAACCAGAAGACGGGCAAAGCUGCAGCGUGUCUGUACAUAGGAAGGAACAUAAAUGAAUUUUGUGCCAACAUGCAUGUUCCCACAUGGCCCCAUGUACUCUGCAUUCGCUCUCAAAUUGCUCUUUGCACUCUUUGGCAAGCUAAAGCAGGCAGAUAUGUUUCUUUUCCGCCAUGUUGAGGUUUUCAUCUCGUAACCUCUCGCCAUUUUCUGAGCCUUCAUCUCUUCCGUACAGCAGCAGACAAGUAAAAAAAAAAAAAAAAAAAAAAACAGUGCUUGUCACGGUGGUUGACUGGAGCCCCAAAACACCGUAGUUGGUCUCUCUGUGCCUCUCAGUCUAUUAAAGCUAAUGAAAAAUAAUUCUGAUGAAAUCUUAAUUUCCACCUCGGUCCUCUGCGGAUGCUCGCUUAGUGCUCAGUUUAUUUUCCCUUCUCAUUCAUUCCUCACCAAUCCCCUUUAUAUCUAUUAACUUCCUGUUGGUUUGCAUGCGUGCACAGGUGCAAACUGUGGGCCUGUGCUGCGUCCUGGGUGGACUGUUGUAUGAGUUGGAAUUGCUAACGGGGGAAACGUCUCCCUGGUGGAUGUGCUAACGGGAGCCGUUUUCCAGGCAAGCAGAUGGACGCCUAAUGCUCUAUCUCUAUGCUAGAUUACAUUUUAAUUAAUUUUGAUCAGGUUUUUUGAGACGUUUCUUGGCAGCAGACCAAAAACAACUUAAUAUGAUUGUUUUUUGUUGUUUUGUUUUUUUUUCCGUGAGCUUCCAUGCUGAAAAAAAAAACAAAACUCAAAAGUGCAAGCAGCAAUGCAUGCUGCUCAACUCUGAGAAGCUUCAACGUCCAAAUAUCUAUUGUUGACUGAUAAUUAGUCAUUUUAAUUAAUUAAAUUACAUUUUGCAAUCGCUGGGUUAACCGCCACUGGUUUUAGUUUAUUUCACAUGUUGACAUGGAAACUUUCAAUCGAUCUCCAACCAAAUCCAGCACUAAAACAUACUGCAGGACUUAAAGUGAAUUGUUUCAUUUUAUUGAUCCUGGCUGCUAUUAAUACCUGCAAAUGAUAAAAACGGCCGCUCUCCUGAAACACUGGAAUAACAAUGAAAUUACUUCUAUCUGCCUCGUCCACAUGUUGAAAGAGAGAAUGCUGUUAUCAGACCACAUGACACCCAAAAUGUAAUAAAAAUUUAAAAAAAAAACUGCUACUUUGCCAACUAUGACAUAGUUAGGUUUGCCCUGAUCUUUCCUGCCCUGAUGUGGUUCCUACCUAACGAGGGUUGAGUUCCCCCAUAACCCCGAAACAAAUCAAAUUUGAUCAGGCAUCUGAUCUAAUGAUCUGAACUCUUCUUCCUUUAUGUCUGUUAUUUAACAUAUUUGCAGCCACGACUACUUCACAAUAGUAUUGUUUAAAUAAGAGAAAACUAUUUUGUGAGGGUUAAUUAACACAGUGCAGAGCGCCUGGUCCUGUGGCUCCAACAGGCCUCUUGUUCAGCUCUAGCAUUUCUGAUUACACCCUGCGUUCUUCAUCCAGUGUUUUCCCCGUAGACCCUCCUGAACUGAAGGAGGUUUUAUUAGAUUUUUCUAGAUUAAAGCUACAGUAGCUGAGAUUUGCCAUGAGAUGAACACAUCCCUCCAUCUCCAGCUUCCCUCCUCCCUCAUGCAAUAAGAGACUUUUAGGUUGCUAAAAGAUUUCUGCUGUGAGGAACUCAACUACAGAAGAUCUGACAGGACAACAUUUGUGUCCGAUAAUUUGUGGGUUUCAUGAAUACACAAACGUGUGGAAGUACAUUUUGAAAGCGACGUUGCUCCUUACGUGUCUCGUCCAAAUGAAGACGUUACAGCGCUUGUCCAAAAUCCUGCAGGUCGCUUUGUGUUCUGACUGAGACUAAAAGAAGCAUCAUGAAAUUGUUGGACACUUCCUGCUUCUUAAGCCAUCUGCCUAAGCUAUAUAAAAUGCUGUGCGCGUAUGCGUGUGUGUGUGUGUGUGAGAGAGAGAAAGAGUUUUUAUGCUCCACAAGGACAUGUGGUUAAAACCCCUACUGUUCUUCCUUUUCACUUCCCACACACAAUCUGUCAAUCCUUCUUGAAGUCCCAUACUCAACAAACCCAACACACACACACACACACACACAUGCACACUGCUAGACACUCAUUUGAAGUGAACAUGACAAAGGUAGAUCCUCAGUGGCCGCAUAAGGGUUCACUGAUGUCCUCUAGGGGGCUCAUGAUGUAACGCUCUGCAAGUUCCCAUCAAACAUCCACAACCAAGUAGCCAAAUGGGCCUCCAGGUGCCACUGUCGCUGUAACUAAAGUGAAUGUCUUACUGUCUUUACUCAACGUCUCAGUAGUCACUCUUGCUCUCUUCUUUCUUCUUGAAAGAUGAGAAGAUCUGAACUCUUUAGAGAAAUCUGUGCCCAAGUCGCCAUGGAGACAUUUUCUACGGGGGCCGCUUAGUUCACGCUGAACACUGUGACCCGAGUGAAAACCUGCUUACUCGAUGUUUCCACCCGAUCAUUUAACCUCCUUCUUACCCUCCAGUAGUGGCUGUAGUUUUGUCUCCCUGAGUUUCCUCUGAUGUUCCUUUUAAUUUAUUGUUCAUUGAUUUCUAAGGUUGUUUUUCUCUUCGUCACUGAUAUAAACUUUUAUUUUUCCUGUCUUCCUUUUUUUGUAAAAGUGACCCUUUUUCUGUUCAGUCACUGCUAAUGUAACAAAACGCACUGUGAUGAUUCCAGUAUUAAUAAAAGUUGUACUUAAACUGUG
Messenger RNA from Poeciliopsis prolifica (blackstripe livebearer), 11676 nucleotides. RefSeq names its product MTSS I-BAR domain containing 2b (gene mtss2b). The record is from RefSeq and is a predicted model, not a curated record. Gene Ontology annotation, cellular component: actin cytoskeleton; cytoplasmic side of plasma membrane. The transcript has 15 exons. Gene Ontology annotation, molecular function: actin binding; phospholipid binding. Bases 576 to 3137 code for a protein of 853 amino acids. Gene Ontology annotation, biological process: plasma membrane organization; cell projection assembly. Lineage: Eukaryota; Metazoa; Chordata; Actinopteri; Cyprinodontiformes; Poeciliidae.